UCUCAAGAGCAGCUAAGCUAGGCAAGAAAAUGCUUCAAAAGCCUUCUUUGGUUCUUCUUUAUUUUCUCCUUCUGUCCAUCCUUCCAUUGAGAACUACACCGGCAAGUAAUGCCGAAGGAGAAGCUCUCAUGAGAUGGAAGGACAGCUGGGCUUCUUCCCCUACUUCUCUCCUUUCUUGGACCCUCUCCAACCUCUUAGGCGUAUGCGAGUGGGUUGGCAUUGACUGCGACUCAUCCGAUAUCGUAUCUGAAAUAAAUCUCUUUGGUACCAACAUUGUCGGAACACUUACGGAAUUCAGUUUCGAUUCAUUUCCUAAUCUCAUCAACUUAAACCUCAGUAAAAACAACCUCGGAGGCUCGAUACCUUCGGCCAUUUCCAGCCUCUCCAAGCUCACUUUAUUGGACUUGUCAAACAAUCUGUUUACUGGCACCAUUCCUCCAGAGAUUGGAAACUUAACUCCGCUUCAGCACCUUAGUUUAUUCAACAACAAUCUCACCGGUGUCAUCCCCCACACAAUUAGCAAUCUUCAAAAGGUACAGUACUUGAACUUUGCAUCAAACUACUUGGAAAAAGUAGAGUUGCUUGAGAAUUCUAGUUUUCCUUUGCUUACUCACCUUAGUUUGUCUAAAAAUGAAUUUACAUCAGAGCUACCAAAGUUCAUAUCCAACUGCCUAAACUUGACGUACCUUGACUUAUCGUUAAAUCACCUGAUUGGAACAAUACCCCAAUCGUUUUUAACCAAUCUAGACAAGCUUGAGUAUCUCAAUCUCACUACGAAUUUAUUUCAAGGACCAUUGCCGCUAAAUAUUUCCAAGCUGCUCAACCUCAAAAAUCUUCGACUUGGAAAUAACCUAUUCAGUGGUUUUAUUCUUGAAGAUCUCGGUCUGCUUUCCAACCUUGAAAUCCUUGAGUUAUAUAAUAACUCACUUAAAGGGGUCAUUCCCUCUUCAUUGGGCCAACUCACAAGACUUCAGAUACUAGACCUCAGGAUGAAUGAGUUGAAUUCAACAAUUCCAUCUGAGCUCGGCCUCCUUACCAACCUCACCUACUUGGCUCUAGCUAAGAAUUCCCUCCACGGGGUCUUGCCUCUGUCCUUAGCAAAACUAACCAAGUUAACUGAUUUGGGCUUAUCUGAGAAUUUUCUUUCUGGGGGGAUCUCGCCUUCUUUGCUCUCAAGUUUGACCAAUCUGAUCUCUCUACAACUUCAGAACAACAACUUGACUGGCAUUAUUCCACCCGAAAUAGGCGGACUGACUAUGCUUAAUUACCUUUUCUUACACAAUAACAAUCUCAUUGGAUCAAUCCCGGAUGAAAUUGGGAACUUAAAAGGGUUACUAGGAUUAUGCCUUUCUGGAAACCAGCUCUCUGGUCCAAUUCCUCCAGCAGUGUGGAAUCUCACAAGCCUCGCAACUUUACAACUCUUCUCUAACAGCCUGACUGGCACAAUUCCUCCAGAAGUUGCAAAUCUCGCAUCCAUUGUUACCCUUGAUCUCAACAGUAAUCAAUUGCAGGGAGAGUUGCCUGAAACCAUUUCUCAACUUUCCAAUCUACAGUUAUUCUCUGUCUUCUCCAAUAAAUUGGAUGGCAUCAUUCCACAGGAUUUUGGGGGUAAUAUCCCCUCCUUGAGCUUUGUCAGCUUUUCAAAUAACAACUUGUCUGGGAUACUGCCACCAAGUCUAUGCAGUGGUCUUUCUAUGCAGUAUCUUGCAGUGAAUAACAAUAGUUUCACUGGGUCAAUUCCGGCAUGCUUGAAGAGUUGCUUGGGACUAAUUAGAGUCCGACUGGAUAAGAAUAAAUUCACGGGAAGUAUUACAGAUGCAUUUGGAGACCAUCCAAUUCUUUCACAUAUCGAUCUCGAGGACAAUCUAUUUUCCGGUGAGAUCCCUCAGAUCCUAGGCAAUUUAACAAAGCUCAACUACCUUGACUUGUCGGGUAACAAUUUUACUGGAGCCAUUCCUAAAGUGCUUGAGAAGUGCGUGAGCUUAUCAAGCCUAAUUGUCAGUAAAAAUGGUCUGUCAGGCGGCAUACCCCCUGAGCUUGGCAACUUAACAGGUUUGCAGAACAUCUUGGAUCUCAGCGGGAAUUCAUUAUCAGGAGUAAUUCCGGAAAGCCUGGGCAAGCUCGCCCUAUUGGAGAACCUCAACCUUUCCCACAACCUUCUGACGGGGAACAUCCCAGCGACACUGUCCAACAUGAUUAAUUUGAAAUCCAUUGACUUCUCCUUUAAUAAACUGUUUGGUGCAAUCCCAAUCGGCAAAAUCUUCCAAAACGCUCCAUCAACGGUUUAUGCUGAGAACCAAGGUUUGUGUGGAAAUGCACAAGGACUGAAUCCGUGCAAGUCCAGUCCUGCUGCUGCCCCAACAAAUAUCGUCUAAUGGGUGAGUUUUGUGAUUAGGCAGUGCUUUGAGUGAUCACUCUGUGCUAUGCUUAAGUUUGUAUCGGUCUAUGUUUGAACCCAAGGGGGCAAUAAUAAGAGAACGGUAACUUUUGCUGCA
Molecule: messenger RNA, 2495 nt
Organism: Malania oleifera
Lineage: Eukaryota; Viridiplantae; Streptophyta; Magnoliopsida; Santalales; Ximeniaceae
Product: LRR receptor-like serine/threonine-protein kinase GSO2
Exons: 1
Coding region: 30-2375 (781 amino acids)
Molecular function (GO): protein binding
Source: RefSeq, a predicted model, not a curated record